CAGGAGUGUGACCGCAGAAAUGCUGGCCUCCUGGCCUGGCCUGUCCUUCGCCGCUCCUCUGGAACCUGCACACUGCACACCUCCCAACUCGUCAGUCCUCACAGUCAUCACGCUCCCGCAGUCCCGCUGGCCGCUACCACGCCUCCAACGAUCAAAAGCUCCUGCUUUGAUUCCUCCUCCGGUCCUCACCCACCGCACCAUCCUCACCUCUUUUCCCUGUUAAUUUAUUCUCCGUGUCCCCUCCUCUCCAGGAUCUCACUGAACUGUGAGCUCUCGGUCAAUCGCUCGCAUUUCUUUACUAAUCGCCACUUCUCGGAGAGAUUGGUUUUAAAUGGCGCUUAUUAUAAAGUGUUUUGAAUUAAACCUCCAAGAAACAGAGGGAAGCUAGAGAGCCUCCAGAGGCCAUAGCCAAGAAGAACACAAGCUCCAAUACCUCGGAUUCUCUGCGUGCUGCCGCGGGAGAGGGGAGAGAGCUUCCCGUUUCCCAUCAUCUAUCACCUCGCACUCGCAGGACUGUUGCAGCAGUCAGUCUCCACUCCCCCAGAUCGUGCUCACUUCUAUUGUCGGGGGCGGCGGCCGCCGCCGCCGCGGUUCGUGCUGCUCCGCGGCGGCUUUCUUGGUCCUAUCUCCGUCUGUAGCGGGUUCCUCCGUGCGCGUGUCAGGAAAGGAAGGAAGAAACGGCUCUUCAUUGAGGACAAAAUCAGCCUUGCGGGCUUUCCUGCUCGUGACUUUCUACCAACUGAGGUUCCUCUAGAAAGGGGUGGCAUUUUAGCCGACAAGCGGCGGAUGAAGUUUUUCCUGAAGCCUUGUUCACAUGGUGCCUGAAGGAACUUCUAGCUUUGCUUGAGAGCUUCCGGAGUAUACCUUCUUCACAGCUAAUCAGAUCCUUGGUUGCAACAAUAUGUCGCCCAAGCGACCACAGGGUGUGGUUAUGCUGUUAAUGCUCAUGGCUUUUGAUGUUUCAGGUGCAUUUGUUGGUAUCACUAUUGGCAACGAAAUGUCAAAUCCACCAUCAGCAACAGACAUAGUGGCUAUCCUUAAAGAAAAGAAGAUUCAACAUGUUCGUCUGAUUGAUUCAAACCAUCAGAUGUUGACUGCCCUUGCAAAUACUGGAAUAGAAGUGAUGGUUGGGGUUCCCAAUGAUCAGCUACUACGUGUGGGGCAGUCUCGUUCCACAGCUGCUGAUUGGAUUAACAAGAACGUCGCUGCUUAUGUUCCAGCAACUAACAUCACAUAUAUCGCAGUGGGUGAUGAGGUUCUUACUAACAUUCCAAAUGCAGCCCUUGUUCUUGUACCUGCAUUGCGAUUCCUCCAAUCAGCACUGUUGGCUGCAAACCUCAAUACUCAGGUGAAAAUCUCGAGUCCACAUUCAAUGGAUAUGAUCUCGAAGGCAUUUCCUCCCUCCACUGCCACUUUCAAUUCGACAUGGAACACAAUAAUGUCUCGGUAUCUUCAGUUUCUGAAGGAUACAGGAUCUUCAUUCAUGCUGAAUGCCCAACCAUACUAUGGCUACGUCGGAGGGCAAGGCAUAUUCCCCUUAGAGUAUGCACUGUUCCGCUCACUCAAUCCCAACAGUCAAAUUUCAGAUCCCAACACCAAUCUGUUCUAUACCAAUAUGUUUGAUGCAAUAAUUGAUGCUACUUACAACUCAAUCCAAGCAAUGAAUUUCACAGGGAUCCCUGUUCUGGUCACAGCUUCUGGCUGGCCAUGGCGUGGUGGGCCAAAUGAGAAGGCUGCUACUGUUGAUAAUGCUUUGGCCUACAAUACAAACCUCAUACGUCAUGUACUGAAUAAUUCUGGUACACCCAGCCAACCAAUGAAUCAGUCAAGCACCUACAUCUUUGAGCUAUUCAACGAGGAUCUUCGCUCAGGACCUGAAUCGGAGAAAAGUUGGGGGAUUAUGUUUCCUAACGCAACCACUGUGUACUCUCUAUCAUUUGAGGAUGUGGCCACAACUAUCCCAGAAUCACCGGCCCUGCGUGGAAUGUUUUGUGUGGCAAAUUCUAGUGCACCCCAUAGUGCACUUAAGCAUAGUUUGGAUUGGGCAUGUGGCCCUGGCUCUGCAAACUGCAGUGCAAUUCAGCCUGGGCAACCAUGCUAUGAAUCAGAUAACAUUGUAGCUGUUGCAUCAUAUGCUUUCAAUGAUUAUUAUCAUAGAACACAAGCUAGUGGUGGCACGUGCAGCUUUAAUGGCACUGCAAUGAUAACAUCUACUGAUCCAAGCCAUGGCUCAUGCAUUUUCGCUGGAAGCACUGGCGCCAACGGCGAUGGUGGUACAGCCUCCGGGCCCGUAAGCCCUGACAGUUUUGCUUCGAGAUCCCAAUCCUGCUGGUUGACUCACCUAGCAGCUGCAUUGUUGCUCAUUCUAGUGGUGUAAAACAUUGUAACCAUGUCGCAUUUUGGAUGAGAUACCCGCCAUUUAUCGUGGAUCUUGUCAUUAGAUACUGUAGGGGCAUAUUUGUUAGACGCCAUGUAAUCUUAUCCCCAAAUUUGUUCUACGAAUCAACAUUGCGAGCUGUGACAAGCAGCUUAUCUGGAACGCUGGAAGUUCCAAAUGAUCUGCACCCCCUGCAUAUUGUUCAAGUGGCAUGCUGCUGUUUUUUCCCC
This is a messenger RNA of Panicum virgatum (switchgrass), 2607 nucleotides long. RefSeq names its product glucan endo-1,3-beta-glucosidase 4-like. Bases 902 to 2377 code for a protein of 491 amino acids. Gene Ontology annotation, biological process: carbohydrate metabolic process. Gene Ontology annotation, molecular function: hydrolase activity, hydrolyzing O-glycosyl compounds. The record is from RefSeq and is a predicted model, not a curated record. Gene Ontology annotation, cellular component: plasma membrane. The transcript is spliced from 6 exons. NCBI's taxonomy places the organism in Eukaryota, Viridiplantae, Streptophyta, Magnoliopsida, Poales, Poaceae.